AGGGAGAGAGUUGUUCUUCGGGCCGCGGCUGGAGGAACAGCUGCUCGGCUGAGGGGCGGCAGCAGCAGCCUCCCUUUUUCUGGCCGCAGCCCCUGACAGGGCUUUGCUCCUCCUCGGCGCAUUACUCCUUCCCUCCUCCUCCUGCUUUUCUCUCUUACCCUCCCCAUUCCUGGGGUCUCUUUCUUCCCCGCAGAUAUAACCCCCCGCCCUCGCCUCCUUUCUCCACCCCUCAUUGUCUCGGGGAGCGCGUCGCCCAAUUCCUCGAAGGGGCGGGCGGGAGAAACUUGGCUAUGGGCGAGGACGGCGAAGUAGCGGCGCUUGCUGCGUCUCGGGGCACCUCCGCGUAAAAAGAGCGAGAGGGCGCAGCGCUUCCCCUUCUCAGCCCGACGGAGCGGGGCUUUCCCUGGGGCGUCUUGUGCGCGUGCAGAGCAGCACCGGCAAGCCGCCUCCUUUCGGGCUGAGGUUGCCUCUUCUUGCCCUGCUCCCGGGCGGGCGCUGGGUGACUUUCUCGCCGCCCCCUUCUGCUCCUUCUCCUCCUCCUCUUUCUGCGCUCUCCCAGCGGAGCCAGAUGUGCGACCUGCUCGACUCGCAGCCGCCGCCCGCCGAGAAGAAGCUCAGCAGGAUGAAAAAGUUGCGGCGAACUUUGUCGGAGAGUUUCGGCCGAAUCGCCUUGAAGAAAGAUGACAACGGCUUUGAUGAGAUAUGUGUCACAAAGAUGUCUACACGGAAUUGCCAAGGAAUGGAUUCUGUGAUCAAGCCCUUGGACACAAUCCCAGAAGACAAAAAAGUCAGAGUUCAAAGGACACAGAGCACUUUUGAUCCAUUUGAAAAGCCAAAUAAUCAAGUGAAGAGGGUCCAUUCAGAGAACAAUGCCUGUAUUAACUUCAAGACUUCAUCCACUGGGAAAGAAUCUCCUAAAAUCAGACGACAUUCCAGUCCUAGCUCUCCAACAAGUCCCAAGUUUGGAAAAGCAGACUCUUAUGAAAAACUGGAAAAACUGGGAGAAGGCUCAUAUGCCACAGUAUAUAAAGGGAAAAGCAAGGUAAAUGGAAAGUUGGUGGCGCUAAAGGUGAUUAGACUUCAAGAGGAGGAAGGCACUCCGUUUACAGCCAUCAGGGAAGCUUCUCUUUUGAAGGGCCUAAAACAUUCUAAUAUUGUGCUGCUUCAUGAUAUUAUUCACACAAAGGAGACAUUGACACUGGUAUUUGAGUUUGUGCACACAGAUUUAUGUCAGUACAUGGACAAACAUCCUGGAGGACUUCAUCCAGACAAUGUGAAGUUAUUUUUAUUUCAAUUGCUGCGAGGACUUUCGUACAUCCACCAGCGUUACAUUUUGCACAGGGACCUGAAACCCCAAAAUCUUCUGAUCAGUGACACUGGGGAGUUGAAGCUGGCAGAUUUUGGACUUGCAAGAGCCAAAUCUGUCCCUAGUCAUACGUACUCUAAUGAAGUGGUUACCCUGUGGUACAGACCUCCAGAUGUCCUCUUAGGCUCAACAGAAUAUUCCACCUGCCUUGAUAUGUGGGGAGUUGGUUGUAUCUUUGUCGAAAUGAUUCAAGGUGUUGCUGCUUUUCCAGGAAUGAAAGACAUUCAAGAUCAACUUGAAAGAAUAUUUCUGGUGCUUGGAACCCCAAAUGAAGAUUCAUGGCCUGGAGUUCAUUCUCUGCCCCAUUUCAAGCCAGAUCGGUUUACACAGUACAGUGCAAAAAACCUUAGGCAAGCCUGGAAUAAGCUAAGCUACGUGAAUCAUGCAGAGGAUCUGGCCUCCAAAUUACUCCAGUGUUUCCCAAAGAACAGAUUGUCAGCACAGGCAGCUCUCAGCCAUGAGUAUUUCAGUGACCUGCCCCCACGGCUAUGGGAACUAACUGACAUGUCUUCUAUUUUUUCCGUACCUAAUGUAAGAUUACAAGCAGAGGGUGGAGAAAGCAUGAAAGUCUUUGGAAAAAACAAUAUUUAUGGCAAAGGUCUAUCAAACAUGAAGCACUGAGGAACAUGUUGAUUUCCCACAAAUAAUUCAGGAACUAAGAUCACCAGACUGGAGGAGAACCAAAACCUAAAAAGAGAGCCAACACUAUGAAGACACCAUGGCCCUGCUUCCUUUCUCUCUCAGUGGUGGAUUUCAGUCACAAGAAAAACAAUGCUGGCAAGACCUUGUUCCCCUUCCCUCUCAGUUUAUUUAAAACCUUGCACGCAUUUUGAUACCUUGUGAUUUCAGAGACCUCUGUGAAGAUUAAGCUUUUUUGCUUACUGAUACAUGGCAUGUUCUUUUCCCCCCAGCCUUUUGUGUUGAGUUUAUCUGGUUUUUCCACAGCAGCACAAAACCCUUGUGAAGAUAUUUAUGCUUUCACCAGCAAUGUCUUAUUAAGACAACACAUUUGGUGUUCACACUUCUUCAGUAAUGUCUGUAGAUAAAAGCCAGUCAUGGCAUGCCACAGUGUGUGUGUUCAUCGAAAUGUUCCACAUAUCUUGCAAAUUGUCAGAAGGAUACUUUAAGCUAAAGCAGAGCUUUCCAAGUUGGUUGUAACACAAUCAGUAUCUUACAACUAUGCCCAUUUAUUACUGCUAGAGGACAUCACGUUCCUUUCUUUAACCAUGGCAAUAAGUGCAUCUUAGUCACCCUGAGUUUGGUUACUCUGCCUAUGUUGCAUAAUUUGGCAGAUAUUAAAACAGACUUCCACUAUAUAUAUAGUACCGAGUACUUCAAAUAUUUGAGACCCAUUUAGAAUAAAGGGGUUUUGGGGUUCCACAUUUACUUUUUCCUGUAGCUUAGUUCAUAAUAUAUUCUAAAAAGGAAAAUAAAGAAGAUGGGGGGGGGAAAUGAGUUUACAUUAGGAUAAGCACUAUGGUAUAGAAUCUGUAGUUGCUGAAUGAGCCAUUAAAAAGCCUAGUUUUUAAUAGUCAUCCGAACUCCAAAUAUUUGUUCUUCCAAACCAAAGCAUCUUUCCAGUUAUUUUUAUAAGAUGUUCAGAUACGAUUGGAAAAUGCCUCUGUUACUGCAUCUUCAAAUGGGAUUUUUCCCAAUAAUCGUUCAAAUUUCUAAAGAUUAAAGUAAUUGGGAAUUGAAGGGAUUUCUAUUCUUGUUUUGAGGGAGGAUGGAUGAUGGAGCCUAUGGGAAUCUUGCGGGCUGUAGCGGUUUCUGCCUACCAUUCACCAUCCCUAACAUGAUUAAUAACACUUGUAUUCUAGGAGAUGGGGAGUGGGCAAUCCAAAAAAAUAAAUUUGACAUGCUUACAGUGAGGAUUUCUCAUCCAUUUAUUCCAACAAAGAAAGCUUAUUUGCCUUUCUAGUAAAUCAGCUGCUUAAAAACACGUCUAUUUUUGUAACACAUCGAUUGUAGCAUCUAAUGCUAUGUUAGAAAAAAAAGGAGAAAACAGGGGUAUAGGACCCAUUCUGUACUUUCAUUUUGUAAACUGAUGUCUUGAUAUUGUUUGGAGUUGGCAAAUUAUUGAUUUUGCAGAGGACUUGUUUUUAGCAAAAGGCAACAGUGGUAAAUAUUAUUCUGUGAUAUUGAUUCCAGUAGUUAUACAAUAAUUAAAAUAUGCACCUCCUAAAUACUACUACUAAAACUCAAACCCUAAAUAUCUCAAACUUUGUUUCUGUAUCUGUGGAAACAAAUAAUCACAAAAUAUAAUAGAACACUUUGAACGUAACACAGAUGCCUUAACUAUGACUUGCUUUGAGUUUCAUAUUCAACCUUUUGUACGUAAUCUCCUUUUCCAAGUUAGGUCAUAUUUAGUUGGAUGUUUCAAAAUGAGGGUUUCUUUUAAAAAAAAGUAUCUGUGCUUGCAAAAAUGUGAGGAAUCUUUGAGAAUGUAACAAAGGUUCAAUUAGGAAAAUGAGGGUAGAUCUUUAGAUGUAAAUCUCUUGCUUUGGCAGCUUAAGGAGUGAGGGAGGCAAUUACACUCCUUGUUGAGGCAUCUGAUGGUUUGAUGUAGAGAGGAAUUCUACUGAAGAGCUCUCAUCUGUGGUUUAAAUGCCUAGCACCUUACUGUCCUCAAUUAAUCAAAAGCUCAGAGCUUCUGCUUAGGUUUUGUGAAUGUACGUAUGUAUGCUUUCAGUGCUUCCGCUAUUUAAAAUAGCUAUUAAUGCAACUGAACAUAUAGGCCUAUAAUAUUUAGUUAUCAGCUAUCAAAGUCUGAGAGUCAGCCCCACUCCACGCAUAUCACUUCAAUUACAUGUUUUUGGAGUGAUUUCCCAGGGAGGAUUACAUACAUAAAAACACUGUGUGAAAACUGACUAUCUACACACUCCCCAAGAAGGAUUUGUGGUCAGAAUACUACGUCAUUCCUAGAUAUUCCUGUUAUAAUCUGGCUUUUCAAUUCCAGUGUUAUUUUCCACUGAUAUCCCUUCAUACAAAUCAUUCCAAAAGCAUGCAUGAGAACAAUAGUUUUGGCAGAGUCCCUAUAUUUAGCUUCUUAAAGAAGUUCCUUUUUUGUUCAAGGUGCUGAGAUUCCAACAGAAUUCCAUGUACUUCAAGCAACUAAAUUUUAAACCAGCUUGAACUUUAUAGUUGUAUUGGGGUGGGGAGGUAAUUGUCACUGCAGUGUAAGAGGAAUACACAUAAGGGAGGUGUGAUGGGCUGAAAUUGUGCAGUAUAAUCUGCUGUAUCCACAUCAUCAGGCUGGCCAAGAGAAAAAUCCAGUGCAGUAUAGUUAACUCAUGCAAGUCCUCAACAAAGAGAGUAGUAAUUAUAAAACCAUGCCCUCCCCUUUUUAGAGCAUACGCCAACCCCAAAAUAUAUUCCAAUGUUCUAUUUGUUUCUGCCAAGUCCCAAGGCUAGAUAAUUUUGUUCAUAACUCCCUCUACACCAUUUUAUCCCUCUAAUGAUUCUCUUAAGGGUCACUCAGGCAAAACCGCUAAUUUCCAGAGCUCUAUUCUGGAGGUGUAAAGGCAAUCCUGGAGAGCUCUGAACACUACAUAACACAGGUUUUUAAAUGUUACAUCUACCUCCACCAUCAGCUGCACAAGCUUUCUCUGCAUCUGAACAUUGUGCCCUUGACUGCAGCAGGAGAUGGGAAUCUUGCGCUCUGGGCACUCCAAAGUCCCUUGCACUGUUUCCCCUGUGUUAUGAAGCCACUCUGAGCUUUGCAAGAUUGCAACAAAAGCCAAAACUUGAUACAGUUCCAGUCCUCCUUUCAGCUACUUGAAAAGAAACAAUUCUUAUUCUCAUUUCCCCAUGUAUAUAACAAUUGUGGGCUGAUUCAUAUAUUGCUGAAAUGGAGGUUGUUGCUUUCCCAUAAUUGAAUCCCGUACUUUUCCAGUAACAGUUGAAUGAGCUUUAUCACAUGGGUAGAUGUAAAGUCUACCUACAGGAUCCAACUAUUCCGCAUGAUUCUGUGCUUCAAAUGCAUAGCCAGAGAACUAGCAAUAGAGGACCAGAGGUGGGUAGAGCCACAACCGUGCUGUUUUGAUAACAGAUUGGGCCUAUGUGAUUGGUAUUAGAAAUGUGACAGCUUUCCUUUUCCUUACAGUACUCCUGAAUUGCACCCCUUCUUGUUUUAGUGGGCUUACCAAUGAGGAGAGGAGACUCACAGUUCUGAAGCUGUGAAGAGCUUCAGCUUGCAGUCAACAAUAAGAGUUUGCUGUAAUGUUGAUUUUUCUUCUCAGAGGAACCCUACCAAACAUGCAGAACACCUAAACAGUGGAGUAGUAUAGGCAUUACUUGACUAUACAGUACCCUUGGGGUUAUCUUAAGAAUAAAGUGGUUAAGUAGCAGUAGAAAUUUUAAUGCACAAUGGCUAGAAAACUUUGGGGUUCAAGUCUUCCUUUCAACAUUUGGAAGAGCUUUACAUAGACAUUUCCUAUUUAUUCUGGUUUGGAAAAACCCUCAUCUCUCUCAGUGGUGAGGGCAACAGACCCUAAGUGUGAUCUUUAAUGUGUGUGCACAAUGGACUACGAACUGUGUGCUCCAUACAAAACAUUAUUAUUGUUUUUAUAACCUAAUAGGAUAAAUGGCAUUUAGACUGUACAGACUGGCACUGAAUAUAGAUGCCAUGUAAAUAGAUGUUCUGUUAUUGGCCAUAACUAAACCUUCUCUCUUGACAUAAAGGUGUGGAGGGAAUUAUAUUUGUUGUUGCCUUGCAAUAUUCUCAAAAGCAAAAACAAAGGAUGCACUAAGAAAUUCCCUAAUCCCAGAAAACUGCCCUUCUGCAGUGCUAUAUUCAAAAUCUUCCCUUGCUGGGGCUCUUUAUAUAAGGCACAAAAGUGCUCUUUUUAACAGGGGUUUGGUACUCAAACAAUGUUAAUAUUAAAUAUGUAUACAUACAUAUAGCCACACAAUUUAGAAUGACAGCUUAGUAAGCAGUAUGGUUAAGUAAAUGUUACAUUGUUUGUGUUCAAUGUGUAAAUUUGUCUGUAUUAUGAAAGAUGUAAUGGUUUGUCAGGUGUUGACUGUUUUCAUGUAAUAUUAUAUUGAAUAAAGUAUCAAAGGAUUUCUA
Molecule: messenger RNA, 6437 nt
Organism: Podarcis raffonei (Aeolian wall lizard)
Lineage: Eukaryota; Metazoa; Chordata; Lepidosauria; Squamata; Lacertidae
Gene: CDK14
Product: cyclin dependent kinase 14
Exons: 15
Coding region: 569-1987 (472 amino acids)
Biological process (GO): protein phosphorylation
Cellular component (GO): cytoplasm; nucleus; cytosol
Molecular function (GO): cyclin-dependent protein serine/threonine kinase activity; cyclin binding; ATP binding
Source: RefSeq, a predicted model, not a curated record